This is a messenger RNA of Xenopus laevis (African clawed frog), 1651 nucleotides long. It is a transcript of the gene vnn1.L, whose product is annotated as pantetheinase. Lineage: Eukaryota; Metazoa; Chordata; Amphibia; Anura; Pipidae. The record is from RefSeq and is a predicted model, not a curated record. The transcript has 7 exons. The coding region runs from base 86 to 1624 and encodes 512 amino acids.
UUAGAGCCCUUUGCACUGAUAAGAGCAACAUACUGCACACUGCUUGACAAGCUUGAAACCAGCAACACGUGUACAGCCUUCCACCAUGAUCUGCUUCUCUUUUCUACUUUUAAUUUUACUUAAUUCCAAUCAAGGUUGUGCCGUGGACAAAUUUAUUGCAGCCACUUAUGAGCAUGCUGUCAUACUUCCAGAAAAUUCAUCAAUUCCAGUUACAGCAGAGAAAGCUUUAGAGCUAAUGAACAGAAAUAUAGAUAUACUGGAAAAAGCCAUUACGUCUGCAGCACGUCAGGGUGCACAUAUAAUUGUUACUCCAGAAGAUGGUAUUUAUGGCUGGAUAUUUACUAGAGAAACAAUAUAUCCUUACCUUGAAGAUAUUCCAGAUCCCGAAGUUAACUGGGUACCUUGCUCUGACCCUGAAAGGUUUGGACGAGCUCCGGUUCAAACAAGACUAAGCUGUAUAGCAAAAAACAAUUCUAUUUAUGUGGUUGCAAAUAUUGGAGAUAAAAAGCCAUGCAACGUAUCCACUGUGGGAUGCCCAGAAGAUGGUCAUUACCAUUACAAUACAGCUGUUGUCUUUGACUCUGAUGGGAAAUUAGUGGCACGAUACCACAAGUACAAUCUUUUUCUCGGGGAGAUCCAGUUUAAUGUACCACCUGAACCUGAGAUGGUGACAUUUGAGACACCAUUUGGAAAGUUUGGAAUCUUUAUCUGCUUCGAUAUACUUUUCUAUAAACCAGCAGCAGCUCUAGUAGUGGAUCACCAAGUAGAUAGUAUACUGUUUCCCACAGCAUGGAUGAAUGUCCUACCUCAUCUAACUGCUAUAGAAUUUCACUCAGCAUGGGCUAUGGGUAUGGGCGUUAAUCUACUUUCUAGCAACACUCACAACACCAGCAUGAGAAUGACAGGCAGUGGGAUUUUUUCACCUGAAACCCUUGGGCCAUAUUACUAUAACAUGGACACUGAGGACGGCAAUCUUACAUUCUCUACAUUGAGUGCACAUCCGCGAAAUUCCUCAACAUUCUUUACUCCCAACUGGAGCCUUUAUGCCAACAGUAUUAGCAAAUUUUCCCCUGGAUCCAAUGUUUUCCGUGGCCACUUGUUUUCAGAUGAAUUCACCUUCACAGAACUUACUGAGCCACAAGGAAAUUAUACUCUUUGCCAAAAUAACCUCUGCUGCCAUUUAACUUACACAGUAACAGUGAAGAUAACCGAUGAAGUCUAUGUACUUGGUGUUUUUGAUGGCCUUCAUGAAACAGAAGGACAAUAUUAUCUACAGAUUUGCACUUUGUUAAAAUGUCUAAGUACGGAUAUAAAAUCCUGUGGAGAACCUGUUGAAACAGCAUCAACUAAGUUUAAGUCGUUUUCUCUCAGCGGAAAUUUUUCUACAUCAUUUGUAUUUCCGGAAGUUUUGUUAAGCAAAGUUCAUCUAGCUACAGGAAUGUUUCAGGUAUUGCCUGAUGGGCGUCUUACAAGCCAUGCUAAUAUUUCCCAGGAACCUCUUUUAAGCGCUACACUUUAUGGAAGGUGGUACGAUAAAGACCCAGCUGCUCAAGAUGCUGGAUCUAAGAUAUUACUUGACCCAACAGUUUACUUUAUCAUCAUAGCCUUGUGUGUUGUAUAUUAAAUUAAAAAUUGUCAGUAGACAAUCCAA